UGUCGCUUGAGCCAGGCUGCAGAGCGGACGGACGCGCCUGGUGUCCCGGGGAGGGGCGCCAUCGGGGGAGGAGAAAGAGGUGGAGGGUAAGAGGCGCCCUCUAUGCCCGAGACCUCUUGAGGGGCUAGGGGACUGACAGGAGAGGGGAUCCAAGUUUCUCCACCUGGGCUGCCAGAGGAGGCCAAGACCCUGGAGGGCCCGAGCCCACCGCACCGGGGGCCCCAGCACCGCCCUCAGGGGCCUAAAGCGACCAUCUGGGAGACCACUGCAAGGUUUCCAGUUUCCUAGACAACAGGCCCGGGGUCACAGCAACAACCCUUCCAGCCACCUGCCUCAGCUGCCGCCUCAGGCACCAGUCCCAGCCCACGCACCUGCCCGGGUGACAUGCCGGUGCUGUCCACCGCCCGGCCCUCGCGGGUGACCACGCUGAAGCGCACAGCCGUGGUCGUGGCUCUCACGGCCUAUGGAGUCCACAAAAUCUACCCUCUGGUGCGGCAGUGCCUGGCUCCAGCCAGGGGCCCUCAGGUGCCAAGGGGGGAGCCCACGCAGGAGGCUCCCGGGGCCACAGCAGCCAAAGCUGGCAUGAACCGAGUCUUCCUGCAGCGACUCCUGUGGCUCCUGCGGCUGCUGUUCCCCCGGGUCCUGUGCAGGGAGACGGGGCUGCUGGCCCUGCACUCUGCUGCCCUGGUAAGCCGGACUUUCCUGUCGGUGUAUGUGGCCCGCCUGGACGGAAGACUGGCCCGCUGCAUCGUGCGCAAGGCCCCACGGGCGUUCAGCUGGCAGCUGCUGCAGUGGCUCCUCAUCGCCCUCCCUGCCACCUUCAUCAACAGUGCCAUCCGCUACCUGGAGGGCCAGCUGGCCCUGUCUUUCCGCAGCCGGCUGGUGGCCCAUGCCUACAGCCUCUACUUCUCCCAGCAGACCUACUACCGGGUCAGCAACAUGGACGGGCGACUUCGCAACCCGGACCAGUCUCUGACAGAGGACGUGGUGGCCUUCGCGGCCUCUGUGGCCCACCUCUACUCCAACCUGACCAAGCCACUCCUGGACGUGGCCGUGACCUCCUACACCUUGCUUCGAGCGGCCCGCUCCCGCGGCGCGGGCACAGCCUGGCCCUCGGCCAUUGCCGGCCUCGUGGUGUUCCUUACGGCCAACGUGCUGCGGGCCUUCUCGCCCAAGUUUGGGGAGCUGGUGGCAGAGGAGGCACGGCGGAAGGGAGAGCUGCGGUACAUGCACUCUCGUGUGGUGGCCAACUCAGAGGAGAUCGCCUUCUAUGGGGGCCAUGAGGUGGAGCUGGCGCUGCUGCAGCGCUCCUACCAAGACCUGGCCUCGCAGAUCCACCUCAUCCUGCUGGAGCGCCUGUGGUACGUCAUGCUGGAGCAGUUCCUCAUGAAAUACGUGUGGAGCGCCUCGGGCCUGCUCAUGGUGGCCGUCCCCAUCAUCACUGCUACUGGCUACUCGGAAUCAGACUCCGAAGCUGUGAAGAAAGCAGCCUUGGAGAAGAAGGAGGAGGAGCUGGUGAGCGAGCGCACAGAGGCCUUCACCAUUGCCCGCAACCUGCUCACAGCUGCUGCAGAUGCCAUCGAGCGGAUCAUGUCCUCAUACAAGGAGGUGACAGAGCUGGCUGGCUACACAGCCCGGGUUCACGAGAUGUUCCAGGUAUUUGAAGAUGUUCAGCACUGUCGUUUCAAGAGGCCUGGGGAACCGGAAGAUGCUCAGAUCGGGGGUGGGACUGUGGCACGGUCUGGUGUUCGAGUGGACACACCCCUGAAGAUCCGAGGCCAGGUGGUAGAUGUGGAGCAGGGGAUCAUCUGUGAGAACAUCCCCAUCAUCACGCCCACAGGAGAGGUGGUAGUGGCAAGCCUCAACAUCAGGCCCUGUUUCCUGGGAGCUAGGACUCUGACGUAUGAGUUGGGGGUGAGGGAUACAAUCCAACCUGUGACACCACCCGAGGUGGAGGAAGGCAUGCAUCUGCUCAUCACGGGCCCCAACGGCUGCGGCAAGAGCUCCUUGUUCCGGAUCCUUGGUGGGCUGUGGCCCACCUACGGGGGUGUGCUCUACAAGCCCCCACCCCAGCGCAUGUUCUACAUCCCGCAGAGACCCUACAUGUCCGUGGGCUCCUUGCGUGACCAAGUGAUCUACCCUGACUCGGUGGAGGACAUGCGCAGGAAGGGCUACUCGGAGCAGCACCUGGAAGCCAUCCUGGACGUGGUGCACCUGCACCACAUCCUGCAGCGGGAAGGAGGCUGGGAAGCGGUGUGUGACUGGAAGGACGUCCUCUCGGGAGGAGAGAAGCAGAGGAUCGGCAUGGCCCGCAUGUUCUACCACAGGCCCAAGUAUGCGCUCUUGGAUGAAUGCACCAGCGCUGUAAGCAUCGACGUGGAAGGCAAGAUCUUCCAGGCGGCCAAGGACGCCGGCAUCGCACUGCUGUCCAUCACGCACCGGCCCUCCCUGUGGAAGUACCACACACAUCUGCUCCAGUUUGAUGGGGAAGGAGGCUGGAAGUUUGAGAAGCUGGACUCGGCCGCCCGCUUGAGCCUGACCGAGGAGAAGCAGCGGCUGGAGCAGCAGCUGGCCGGCAUCCCCAAGAUGCAGCGACGCCUCCAGGAGCUGCGCCAGAUCCUGGGCGAGGCCGUGACCCCAGGGCAGCUGGCGGCCCCCAGCCUCCCAGGCCCUGGUGUCCCCACCUGACGGAGGGCCUGACCACACAGCCCCGAGCCUGUCCCCAAGCUCUCGGAUCACAUGAAGGAAGCAGAAACACCCCCCACCCUCCCCCUCGCUCUCAGCCCGCCCCUGCAUGCCUCUCCCAUGGCCCCAGCCCCGUCUCCUGCCGCCCUUCCCUGAAGACCCCAGCCAGCCUGGAUGCCCCUGCCACCAGCCCACAUCCCUCAUCCCUCGCCCCGGGGGCUGCUCCCCAAUUACUGGGUCCUGUACUUUUCUCUGGAACAGGGCAGAGGCCUGGGGAGGCCCAGGCCUGAGCCCAUUACCUCUUCAGUCCCUCGAAGACUCCAUGGUCCAUCCCUGUGGCCAUCCCCCAGGGUGACCAACCAAGGCUGCUGUCCCACAGGACGCACUUCCUGCCACGGAAGCAAACAGAUAGGAACCCUGGUCAGACAGAGCCCCUCGUCUGCACCCUCUCCUCCCCACCAGUGGCCCCAAGGAGCCCAGAGAAAGCUGCACAGCAGAGCCCGUCCCUCUGUCCCUCCAGCCUAAUUUAUUGGAGUCUCUGUUUGUAGCCAUGUCAGUUGCCGGCGUGAGCACCUGCCAGCAAGGGAGGCGGCCACCGUGUUCCCUCCACGUUGCCCUGCCUCAGAGGCCCGUGGCGGCUCCUGUCGCCUGCCUACACUGCCAGCCGCCACUGGGGCCCUGCCAGAGUGAGGGCGUGUUCCCAGCUCAGUGCCAAAGAGGGGUCGGCAGGGGGCACCAGCCCUCGCUCCAAAGGGAGACCCCACCGCCGUGUGCCUUUCCCGGCCCUCCGCCCUCGGGCUGGGUGCUCCCUCGGUCCCCUCAGUAAAGACUUCUGUGGAA
This is a messenger RNA of Lepus europaeus (European hare), 3525 nucleotides long. RefSeq names its product ATP binding cassette subfamily D member 1 (gene ABCD1). Gene Ontology annotation, biological process: very long-chain fatty acid catabolic process; long-chain fatty acid import into peroxisome; fatty acid beta-oxidation. Gene Ontology annotation, molecular function: long-chain fatty acid transmembrane transporter activity; ABC-type transporter activity; ATP hydrolysis activity. Gene Ontology annotation, cellular component: peroxisome; peroxisomal membrane. Bases 385 to 2688 code for a protein of 767 amino acids. Lineage: Eukaryota; Metazoa; Chordata; Mammalia; Lagomorpha; Leporidae. The record is from RefSeq and is a predicted model, not a curated record. The transcript is spliced from 11 exons.